UUGAUGUUUGAACAGUGCAUGUAAUAGACUCAGAGAGAGAUGUGUGUGUGUUCAUGGCUUUUUUGUUUUUUAGGGAAUGAAGAAGAUAUUGAUGGCUUUGAGUGCUUUAUUCCCUUCUCUUUAGUGACUUUGUUGAACUAAAGUUCCCAUUUUAGAUACACCAACAUGCCUUGCAGACUUUCAGCUCACCCACCCAAUUAAACUACUCAAUCUUGAAAAGAAAAAAUCUCAGGUUUUGAGUAGAAGUUCUCAAGCUUUGUUCACUUUGCAACAUUUCUAAUGUGGAAUUUCAGUGAUACUGGUUGUACAUUGGAGGAGUUUAAGCUGGCCAUGGGGAAAACCAAGAGUCAAGCUGAUAUCAAGAAGGAACAUUCAUUUGGUACUGAUUUUAGAUACAAGGAUGAAUGCAAGCUGGGAAUGGGAAAAGCUAAGAACCAAUCAAUUGAUACUGAUUUUAGAUUGAAGGGAUAUGGGCUGGGCUUGGGGAAAACCAAGGCUCAAACUAAUACCAAGUUGGAACAAUCAGUUGAUUUUGAGGUUCAGAGUUCUUUAAAACAAGAGAUUCUGCAACUCGAGAAACGGUUGAAAGAUCAGUUAGGCGAGCGACAUGUUCUCGAACAAGCAUUGGGAUAUCGGUCAUCUGCUAUUGAUUCUACGAUCAACGGCACAACACCAAAGCUUGCUAAAGGAUUGAUAAGGGAGAUUGCGAUACUAGAGUUAGAGGUUAUGCAUUUGGAGCAAUAUCUUCUUUCAUUAUACCGUAAAGCAUUUGAUCAGCAAUCGACUUUAUCUCCUGCUUCUAUCGGAGAGAAAUCAAAGCAAAUGUUGAGAUCAAAGGCCAGAGCUUUUCAAGAAGUUGCCGGAGCUAAUAACUUGUUUGAAGGAGGAAAGCAGGGAUCUGUUUCGCAGAGGAUUCACCAUCCAAGGAAUUUGUCGACCGAUUUUGCGAAUGUAGCUGGUGAUACAUUUGCUGGUCCUGGUGUUCAUCGUUGCCAUUCUGCACUCUCGUAUCGGUCUGCAAGAAUGUCACCUCCACCUGCAAAUCUCACUAGAGUUCUCGAAUCGUUUCACUCUCAACCUUUGACUUAUCUUGAGGAUGGACAAAAUGCAGCUCAAGGAAUAGUAAGCUUAGCAGAAUAUCUCGGCUCGAACAUUGCUGAUCAUGUCCCUGAGACACCGAAUAAAAUUUCUGAAAAUAUGGUCCGAUGUAUGGGAGCAAUUUACUACAAACUUGUCGAUCCUCCUCUUGUCAAUCAUGGACUUUCAUCGCCUACAUCAUCCUUCUCAUCAAUUAGUGCACUUUCUCCCCAGUAUUUGGGAGAUAUUUGGAGUCCUGGCUAUCGGAAAGAGCCGAUCCUUGACUCAAGAUUAAUUAAUCCUUUCCGUGUCGAAGGUCUCAAAGAGUUCAGUGGCCCUUACAAUUCAAUGGUCGAAGUUCCUUUCAUUUGCUGGGAAAGGCAAAGGCUAGGAGAUAUUCAAGACUUGAUGCGUAGUUAUAAAUCACUUGUCGAUCAACUGGAAUCAGUUAGUCUAAGACGAAUGAAGAACGAAGAAAAACUCGCAUUUUGGAUCAAUGUACACAAUGCCAUGAUAAUGCAUGCAUAUCUAGACCAUGGCAUUCCACAAAGCAAUACGAAAAAGCAAUCUUUACCGGCAAAGGCUGCUUAUACCAUCAGUAGUCGUCUUUUAAGCGCCGAAACUAUUCGUGAAACCAUUUUGGGAUGUCAUACACAUUGUCCUAAACAGUGGCUUAGAAUUUUACUUUCACCGAAACUGAAGUUCAAAUCCAGAGAUGAAUGGCAAGGCCAUACUCUCGAUCGGCCGGAGCCUCUCUUGCAUUUCGCACUUUGUUCGGGCAGUCACUCCGAUCCGGCGGUUCGAAUCUAUACACCGAAAAAACUAUAUCAACAACUAGAAGCAGCUAAAGAAGAGUACAUUCGUGCCGCCAUCGGCAUUCAAAACGAGCACAAAAUCAUUCUGCCAAAGAUUGUAGAUUACUAUGCCAAAGACAAAGGCUUGAGUUCACAAGGUCUGGUUGAGAUGAUCCAAAGAUAUCUUCCUGAAAAUCUCCAAAAAGUUUUUCGAAAACUUCAGCAAGGAAAAUCUCAUCAUAAGAUCAUUGAAUGGAUCCCUCAUGACUUAACUUUUCGGUAUUUGUUAUCAAGAGAACUGGUUGUUGCUCACUAAUUUGACAUUGUACCACUAUUUUUUUUUUUUUUACUCUUCAUUUCUUUUAGAUGCACAGAGGAAAUGUUUACAUGCAGAGUGGCUAACAUUGUAUUCA
Molecule: messenger RNA, 2284 nt
Organism: Dioscorea cayenensis subsp. rotundata (Guinea yam)
Lineage: Eukaryota; Viridiplantae; Streptophyta; Magnoliopsida; Dioscoreales; Dioscoreaceae
Exons: 13
Coding region: 280-2187 (635 amino acids)
Source: RefSeq, a predicted model, not a curated record